Molecule: messenger RNA, 1210 nt
Organism: Hevea brasiliensis (rubber tree)
Lineage: Eukaryota; Viridiplantae; Streptophyta; Magnoliopsida; Malpighiales; Euphorbiaceae
Product: mitochondrial import inner membrane translocase subunit TIM23-2
Exons: 1
Coding region: 259-801 (180 amino acids)
Biological process (GO): protein import into mitochondrial matrix
Cellular component (GO): mitochondrial inner membrane; TIM23 mitochondrial import inner membrane translocase complex
Molecular function (GO): transmembrane protein transporter activity
Source: RefSeq, a predicted model, not a curated record
AUCGAGGCCAUAGAAUGUCUUGAGGGCCAAGUCAGCGUAAAAAGUAGAAACCCUUCUUUGCCGUUAAACCCUAGAGCCUUAAAAUAGGGUAUAUGACUUCUUCCCCGAAGCCUCCCUCUCGGCUCUUCUCGUUGUUUGCAGACUUUUCCAGUUUUGACGCAUCAUAGAAACCAAAUCCCCCAAAAAUCCACCUUCGUCUCCCAAAGAACCCUACCAUUCGAGCCUGCCAAUCUUCCUCUAUUAAAAAUCAGUUCAGUAAUGGAUGAUUCAAACGAUCAGAAAUACUACAAGUAUCACCCAUAUCAGGAUCUCUACAACGUCCCUGCUCAGAGCCUAUAUAAAUUGCCCUCUUCUCCUGAGUUCCUUUUUCAUGAAGAAGCUGCACAUCAGCGCCGCAGCUGGAGUGAAAACCUUCAAUACUAUACCGGAACUGGCUACUUAUCCGGAGCGAUUAUCGGUGGGGCUAAGGGUUCUUUGGAUGGCAUACGCGCCGCCGAGCCUGGUGACACCAUGAAAUUGCGGGUCAAUAGGAUUCUCAACUCAGGUGGACACGUGGGUCGGAAGUUUGGGAACAAUUUGGGUGUGUUGGGGCUGAUGUUUGCUGGCCUUGAGAGUGCUUUGAUUCACUAUAGAGAUACUGACGAUUUGGUCAAUACGGCUCUCGCGGGGCUCGGGACUGGGGCGAUUUAUCGUGCGGCUAGGGGGCCGAGAUCGGCGGCUAUAGCAGGGGCCAUUGGAGGGAUCGCGGCGGCUACUGCUGUUGCGGGAAAGCAGGUUGUUAAGAGAUACGUGCCCAUAUAAAAAAAUUUGAAAAUUUGAAAAUUUUUGUUUUGGGGGCACUAUUUGGAGGGGCUGUGUUUAGGCAGAUAUAGGAUUAGCGGGUUUUCUUGGGUGGCAAAGUUAGAUUAUUUGAUUUAAAGGAUUUUGGUAUAAUAUGGAUCGUUACUUGUAACGAUUACUGUUGUUUCACAAUCCAAUUUGCCGACUUAGCAUUUCUUGAUGUCCUGUUUGAUAAUUGAUAGGAAUUUUGGGCUUUUCCAUUAUCCAUUUAUUGAAUUGUUGGUUUACGAGAAGGCAUGAACAGUUACAUGCGAUUAAAAAUUUAUGUAUUAUCGUGUUGUUAUAUUUAUGCAUUGAAUUUGAUAGAAAAUGGGAUUAUUGCCGGUGAUUAUUAUUCUUAUUGCAUAAUCUCAUGGUCUUUCCUGGCCAA